CCGGAGUGGUCCCGGCUCAUUGGUAGUCCGCAGCGCAUUCCUUGCCUUCCACGCGGUUAAUUUCCAAUCCCCACUACCAAUUGGUUCCUUGACUCCAGUCGCCCUCCCCAGCACAAAAUGUCUUCGGGGUUUGUGUCUGCUGGGACAGACCAAGAACCCGUCGAGCGGGACGACGAAUGGCUCCGCGUACAACAUGAGCUUGAGGAGGAGCGAAAGCGCAAGGCCGAUCUAGGCAAACAGGAUGGCGGGAAAAGCUUGUACGACGUUCUGCAGCAGAACAAAAUGGCCAAGCAGGAAGCCUUCGAAGAGAAGAUCAAGUUGAAGAACCAAUUUCGCUCCCUAGAUGAGGAUGAAGUCGAUUUCUUGGAUUCCAUCAUGGAGUCAACACGCGCCCAGGAGGCCGCGGUUAAAAAGGAAACAUCCGAGCAGCUCGAGUUAUUUCGCCGACAGCGGGAAGAAGCAGAGAAGGCUCUGUUAGAAGAUACGUCGGCAGAUGUCGCGCCAGCCGCUGAAGGGGAGGACUGGAAAAUACCGGCCCGCAAGAGAAGACGAGAGAAGAACAAGGAGUUACUUCUUCCUGGUAAGAAACGCAAAUCUACAAGCGAGGUUGCUGGUGGAUCCUCCGCUUCAGGAGAGUCCAAGUCCGCCCAAACUACGAGGAAGCCGGAAGAGGCGCCCGGGUCUGUGUCGGCUCAAAAAGCUACACCCAUAGAGACGCAGAAGUCUCCAGUGGAAUCAACAAAGACGAUUAAUCCCGCAAAGAACACGCAAGGUGCUGCGUCGGAUCAAUCAGAAAAGAAGUCAGAGCCAGCGGCGAAACCGCCAUCGCUGUCUCUUGGCCUCGCAGGAUAUAGUUCGGAUUCGGAAUAAGACUGCUUAUCCAACUGUCGGAUCUCUUGCAAUUUCUUUCUUUGACUUCAAUUGCGGACCCCUUGCGCAUCAUAACUCCAUGAUUUCUACAAUUGGGAUCCGGCUCUACCCAUUGACCGGAUUGCUCGCGGGUAUGGGUUUACUGGUAAGGACCAAAAAAAGUCGACAGUGCAGGCUCCAGCGAUCAACAGACCACAACCAGCGCGAGGUUAAAUUCGUCUAAAAUUCUCUCAUACCAAAGAAAGCAUUAACCCAAUAUAUGAUU
Molecule: messenger RNA, 1135 nt
Organism: Aspergillus steynii IBT 23096
Lineage: Eukaryota; Fungi; Ascomycota; Eurotiomycetes; Eurotiales; Aspergillaceae
Product: PSME3-interacting protein
Exons: 3
Coding region: 118-870 (250 amino acids)
Cellular component (GO): nucleus
Source: RefSeq, a predicted model, not a curated record